This is a messenger RNA of Paramisgurnus dabryanus, 3838 nucleotides long. It is a transcript of the gene prkcz, whose product is annotated as protein kinase C, zeta. NCBI's taxonomy places the organism in Eukaryota, Metazoa, Chordata, Actinopteri, Cypriniformes, Cobitidae. Gene Ontology annotation, biological process: protein phosphorylation. The record is from RefSeq and is a predicted model, not a curated record. Gene Ontology annotation, molecular function: protein binding; ATP binding; protein serine/threonine kinase activity.
GACUGGACCUAACGUACACGGUGUAAACCGUUAUCCACCUGCGGAUAUCUCGCCCGCGGAAUCUGUACGUUAGACAACGACGUCAUAACUGUUCGAAUAGAAUAAUAAUAGUGACGCGUUAUUCUACGAUGAUGUCAAGAAUACUUUGAAAUAUUUCAUCGAGACAGCACGAAACCAACGGACACGUCACGCGCGGAUUGUCCCACAGAAGCUGUCCAACAGGUGGAUUCCGAGGCCAAUCCAGAUCUGGAAGUAGCCAUACUUUACCGUUGCUCUCUCUCUCUCUCUGUCUGUCUCUCCGCCCCUAAGAGUAACCAUAGCAAAGGCACUGUAGUGUAGCCGUAAAAUUCAGCGUACCGGAAAGAGUCUGAAUAACGCGUUCGGGAUAUGGAUCCUUUCAGUGGGCAAAAGGCAAUCCUCGGCUGUGACGUGACAUUGAAAGUAUUAGGGACAAGAGUCAUCACGAAGCCACUAUUAUAGUGUUUAUUCGGAGUCAUGCCACUUUACAUCUGAUAAACACAGGUUGUGUAUUUUUCUGCCUCAGGAAAGUGUUUUAGACUUUUGGAGUUAAUAAUGCCUGUAAGCAACGGAUCGAUGAUGGAUUUGCCCUCGGAGUAUGUGAAAAUAAAAGCGCAUUAUGCUGGGAACAUGCUGAUUUCCGACUUGGACUUGGCCAUGACAUACACAGAACUAUGUGAGGAAGUGAGAGAGAUGUGUAAGGUUCACAAAGAGCUGCCAAUAACACUCAAAUGGAUUGAUGAUGAAGGGGACCCAUGUACCAUCUCCUCUCAGAUGGAGCUGGAAGAAGCAUUUCGGAUCUACAGCCGGAACCGGCGAUCGGGACUCCUUCUGCAUGUGUUCCCUAGCAUUCCUGAAAGACCUGGUAUGCCGUGCCCAGGAGAGGAUAAAUCGAUCUACCGCCGCGGGGCUAGACGAUGGAGGAAGCUGUACCGGGUGAACGGGCACCUCUUCCAGGCCAAGCGCUUUAACAGGAAAGCGUAUUGUGGCCACUGCAGUGAGAGGAUAUGGGGACUGGGGCGUCAGGGGUACAAGUGUAUCAACUGCAAGCUACUGGUCCAUAAACGCUGUCACAAGCUCGUCCCUCUGACCUGUCAAAGGCAUAUGGAUCCAGUCAUGCCAUCGCAGGAGCCGUUGGUAGACGAUGAGAAAAGUGGUGAGGAAGUGGAGCUCCCCCCUGAGGACCCUGAGGAAACAGACGCAAUUCCACUCCCUUUCUUAGCGCACAACCGGAAAGUAGAGAAAGCUGAAGAUGACGGAGAGGAUCUUAAGGUGGUGGUUGAUGGUCUCGAGGGCAUUCAGAUCUCUCAGGGAUCUCUUGGCCUGGGAGACUUUGACAUGAUCCGGGUCAUUGGCAGGGGCAGUUAUGCUAAAGUGCUGCUGGUCAGACUGAAGAAGAAUGAACAGAUUUAUGCCAUGAAGGUGGUGAAGAAAGAGCUGGUCCAUGAUGAUGAGGACAUUGACUGGGUCCAGACAGAGAAGCACGUGUUUGAACAAGCAUCAACCAAUCCAUUCUUAGUGGGACUUCACUCCUGUUUUCAAACAGAGAGUCGAUUGUUUUUAGUGAUCGAAUAUGUGAAUGGAGGAGAUCUUAUGUUCCAUAUGCAGAGGCAGCGGAAGCUUCCAGAGGAACAUGCUCGAUUUUAUGCUGCUGAAAUUUGCAUCGCUCUUAAUUUUCUGCACGAGAAGGGCAUUAUUUACCGGGAUUUAAAACUGGACAAUGUACUGUUGGACCAGGAUGGCCAUAUCAAGCUUACAGACUAUGGCAUGUGCAAGGAGGGUAUCAGACCGGGUGACACCACCAGCACUUUCUGUGGAACGCCCAACUACAUCGCCCCAGAAAUCCUAAGGGGUGAAGAUUACGGGUUCAGUGUAGACUGGUGGGCGCUGGGCGUACUCAUGUUUGAAAUGAUGGCAGGCAGAUCGCCCUUCGAUAUCAUCACUGACAAUCCUGAUAUGAACACAGAGGAAUAUCUCUUCCAGGUCAUUUUGGAGAAGCCAAUAAGGAUCCCGAGGUCACUGUCUGUUAAGGCGGCAAGUGUACUGAAAGGUUUUUUGAACAAGGAUCCGAAAGAGAGGCUGGGUUGCCAAGUUCAGACCGGAUUUACAGAUAUCAAGUCUCAUACGUUCUUCAGAAGUAUAGACUGGGACCAGCUGGAACAAAAGCAGGUGACACCACCAUUCAAACCUCAGAUCACAGACGACUACGGUUUAGACAACUUCGACACACAGUUCACCAAUGAACCCGUGCAGCUAACACCAGAUGACGAGGAUGUGAUAAAGAGAAUAGACCAGUCAGAGUUUGAAGGAUUUGAGUACAUUAAUCCACUGCUGCUCUCCAACGAGGAAACCGUAUGAGAGAAGAACAUCACAAAAGAGCCGUCUCUGCCUGCGGGUCCGUAGGACUGCUACAGCUGAGUUUAUUUCAGACUGUGUGUCUUCACAAAGAAGACAAAAGGAUGGCCAAUUGAUCCUUUAAACUGUUAAAAAGACAAAUAACAGGCUUCAAGUUCAAGACCCUUCUUAAGUUAUUUCAGGUUUCCGCUGCAGGAACGAAUAAGAGAGAAACUACACAGAAAAGAAACUCUGAACUGUUCCCCAAAUUUCAGCUGUUGAGUGUCUUCCUGCUUCCCGGCAUCCUUUUUGAUGCCCAUGUUUGUGUUUGCGCGUGCGCACUGUUGCCUGGGACUUCAGUAAGCUCCAUCAUCGUGUGCCUGCGUCCAUCAGAGACUACAUUUCCCAUGAACCCUUCCUAAAUAUGACGGUUCUAACUUAUUAUGCACUUUUAUGUUCUGUUCAUCUUUUUCUUUAAUCUUGUAUGAGGUGAAAACAAGAAUGUACAAUAUUUAAAAGGUAAAAAUGUUCAACCUUGUAUUAUAGUGUAGGUAGCCAAAUUUACGAUGCCUUCUAGGAUGCAAAGUGGCACAACCAUGAUGGUUACAAAAACAAUGCUUUUAACCACCAAUAUUGAUUUCACAGAGUAAAUGAGAAACAAAAUGUGUUUUGUGAAGAAGUGCCUAAAAGAUUUCAAAUUUCAACUCCACUUUAGAUCAAAGUUUAUUUUCCAAUGCAUCCAAUAGGGAUGUUGGCCACCAGUGUGAAUUUUACUUAAUAUUGUGUUGAAUGCUGUCCAAAUUAUUUAAGAAGACAUGGAGGUCAGUCCAUUAAUCACACGCAGUCUUACGCAGACAUAUAAUGGUAGCCAUGCCGAUGUUCAGUACUUAGGCCAGUUUAUUAGUAUAAUUUAAAUAGUUCAGCCAAAGCUAUGAGCUUUGUGUGUCACACAGACUGAACCAAAUGUGUAAGCGAAGUUUCCGCAUCUUUCACACUUGGGUCUGGGGCACUGUCAACACCGACAGACCAAAUGAUUAUCAUUAGAGGCCUAGAAACUAACAGUAAUGUGGUUUAAUUUAUAUCAACACACACAAAAUCACUCUAAAGCUUUUGUAACCAUGUCAGUGAUUAUUCAUGUGAGGCCGUGCUGUUGAGAUGUUGAAAGAAAUACAAAAAAUUUUGGUUUUAUUCAUUAUGUUGUGGUAAAAUUGUGCAGCGGUGAUGCAACGCAAUCUCACAUGACCAGGUCUUAGGAAAUGGUGGGACUCUCUUUAUAGGCACAAUAAAAUCCUCAGUUUGGUUACAAAGGCUGUGCUUAGAUUAGAUAAAUAACUUACUACUUACACUGGAUUUUGGCUACUAUUUGAAGUAAAAUAGCCAUUAUUUCAUAAUUCAGUGAUUAAAACAGUACAAUGACCAAGUGUGCAGUCAUCAUCGUGGAAGUUAUGGUUAUUUUACAUUUUGUGUAUAAACGUUUUAAGGAGUU